Corythoichthys intestinalis (scribbled pipefish) is the source of this 9028-nucleotide messenger RNA. It is a transcript of the gene phldb1b, whose product is annotated as pleckstrin homology-like domain, family B, member 1b. The transcript is spliced from 25 exons. Gene Ontology annotation, biological process: regulation of microtubule cytoskeleton organization. The record is from RefSeq and is a predicted model, not a curated record. Gene Ontology annotation, molecular function: protein binding. NCBI's taxonomy places the organism in Eukaryota, Metazoa, Chordata, Actinopteri, Syngnathiformes, Syngnathidae. The coding region runs from base 296 to 4921 and encodes 1541 amino acids. Gene Ontology annotation, cellular component: basal cortex.
UAGACAGUACGUGUCAGCAGUGUGUCAGCCACAUGGCUUUAUUGUAGUGCGUGUUUUGACAGCAACAGACAGUGUGUAUGAGCGUGUAUGAGGAAUUAACCUUGAUGACAAGAGAGCGAAAAGGCACAAGGAUAAAAAAACUUCUUGGAUCUCAGUUCUUGCAUCAUUCUUCUAACUUUUUGACAUCAGCAGCAGUCUCGACUUCUGUCUGUGUGGUGGACUGCUUAUCCGGAAUCCAUCAGUCAUAUCUAUCAAUCAGGAUAUUCAUGUGAGCCAGGGUGCCGCAGACAGCUCGAUGGACAUGGACCGUUUGAACAGAAACACGACCGGGAGCGGGGCCCAUGCCCACCAGGUGUUAAAGAGCACUCCUCUGGAUUUGAUCCAGACUGGAAAGGGCCUGAAGUUCCAGGCUGAGCGCCCACAUCUUGUCAGCCUAGGUAGUGGACGUCUGAGUGUUGCCAUCACUCUGCUCCCCUUGCCUGAGGGUCGCACAACUGUUGGUCAUGGGCCCAUGGACAUCAACAUCCAAGGCCCUGGGGUAGAAGCUCAACAUUGCUACAUAGAAAAUAGGUCAGGGGUGAUCAUGCUACACCCCUGCGGGAACAUGUGUGCAGUUGAUGGACUCCAAGUGACACAACCCAUUCGGUUGUCCCAAGGUUGUAUGCUGUGUUUUGGUCAGUCGGCAUUUUUUCGCUUCAACCACCCUGAAGAGGCAAUAAGGAUGAAGAGUAUGAUGCCCUUGGCAGGCAGCGUCUCUACAGGGGACUACAGACAAUGUGGAGACACAGAGACCUUGGUCAAUGGGAACCAUCAAGCUAGUCCAGCACAGUCUUCCCAAGAAAUUGGUGAGCGAGUCCAGUCUGAGCACAGUGCAAUUGUAAGCUCGAUUGAAAAAGACCUCCAGGACAUCAUGGACUCAUUGGCCAUGGAUGACCCUGAACCUUGCUCCUCUGAAGACAAAAAGCCCCCUGGAGCCCAACCAGUUACUAAUUCACCCUUGUUACCCAUGGUCAAUGGUGGGGGCAGGUAUUUGCUGUCACCUCCUACAAGUCCUGGGGCCAUGUCUAUGGGAUCCAGCUAUGACAAUACAUCUCCACCCUUUUCCCCUCUGUCUUCUCCUUCAGCAGCCAGCAGCGGUAGCAUUACUAGCCCUUCUCCUGGUGGAGCACCCCAGGACAUUUCUUCUCUGCCUCCAGUGCCUGCACGCUCCUCUAGUUACAACUUCACCAGCCAUUCACAACUUGUCACACAACCACGGACCACCCUACCUAAUUUUAAUGCUAGUGGCAUGGGUCAGAAGAUUCAAGAAAGCCCCAGGCUACAAAGAAAGAUUUUAGGGGAGGCUCCUUCGAGUCCUAAACCUAGUCACAGAGGAGUAUGCCAAGAUGGUUCAGAGAGUCUCGGCCUGACCGCUCCUUUGUCUUCAAAUGAAUCGCUCAGUAGCAGAAAUACAUUGCCAAACACCCCUGGCUUUAAUUCCAAGUUUCCAACAUGCCCUUCCUUAUCUGCUAGUACGAGGACCAAGACAACCACAGUACUACAUGAGAGGCCUGCUAGCCCCUUCAGAGAGCAGACAUGCUUAACCGAUCGCUCCAUCACAUCAAGCCCAUCUAGGCAACUUUCCCAACCGUCUAAACCUUUUCAGCCUCCUCUCGAUCCAAUUGUCCAUAUUAUCCAAGGCUCGCCAUGCCAGCAGCCACCAGAGAGCCCUCGCAUGGCCAGGCGAAACUUUGAACUGAAUGGUGUAGGAGGUAAUGUGAGAGAACUUCCACCUCUGAGUCCCUCCUUUGCUCGUAGAGGUGUCCCAGUUCUCCCAGGGGCACUCCCAGGAACGGUACCAAUCCUGAAGACACCUGAUAGCCCAUCCGGACUAGGCGUGCUAGUAUCAGAGAGUCCAAGGCUUCAUCGGAAGACCGGAACCACACCUACGGAGCUGACUAGCAGCUGGGGAAUGCGAGCUCGUAGUCCUUCACCUACAUCUCUGAUGAUGGAAAGUGGAACAGGAAUACGAAAAGCCAGCUUUGGGAAUUCUCUUUCAUCUGCAUACAGUCUUGGUUCUUUGCCUGGCUCAUCUCCCGUGUCCAGCCCUAGAAGCAACAGGAAGAUAACAGGUCGGCCGGGGAUGAGGGAGAGGAAGAACAGCAUAUCAGAAAUCAGCGACAAUGAAGAUGACCUUUUGGAAUAUCACCGACGACAGAGGGAAGAGCGACUUCGAGAGCAGGAAAUGGAGAGACUGGAGAGACAGCGCCUGGAGACAAUCCUAAAUCUUUGUGCUGAGUACAACAAAGGAGAGAGCAUCAGCCCAGACCCAGUCACUUUUGGGACAACAGGUUUCCCAGGGGGGGUUUCAGAUGGCUCUGUGCCGGGCUCAUCCAUUGAGAGCAUCCUAGGAGGAACGCCGACUUCGGCCUCUUUGCGUCUGGCACAGAGACAGAGGGAGAGCGAUGAGGAGAACCUAAAGGAGGAAUGCAGUAGUACUGAGAGCACUCAUCAGGAGGUGAGGACAUUUCCAGCUCCAUGCACAGCAUCAGCACUGCUAAAUGGAGACAAACAGCAUGAGGAUGCGACCAGUUCAGAUCGAAUAGAGCUGGGCUACCUUGAGGAAGAGAGAGUGCGUGUCUUGUCACGGCUUGAUGAACUCAAGACACGACUGACGGAACUGGAGCAACAGUACCAAGAGUCCAAACAAGAGGCUGAAAUGGAACGUGCCUUACUGCAGGGAGAGAGGCAGGCAGAACUCGACCAGAUCGAGGCAGAGACAGACAUCAUCAGCCAGCUACAGCGCAAGCUAGAUGAGCUAGAGAGUGCCAUUCAGCAAGAGAAAGACAAGGAGAGGGCUAAUGUUGAGGCCGAACGCCGGGCCUUGCAGAGACUCCAGGAGGGCCAUGCUGAGCUGAAGAACCAGCUGUAUAACUGUCCUGAGUCUCUACGCGAACAAUUGCAGGAACAGUUCAAAAGGGACGGAGAAGCUCUGGAAGCAGGAACCAAAAAGUUUGAAGAUCUGGAGUUCCAACAACUUGAGAGAGAAAGCAGCCUCGAGGAGGAAAGAGAAACAAUGAGCCAGCAGUUGCUGCAGGAAAGAGCAGAAUACCACAGCACUGUGGCCAAAAGAAAGGAAAAAGUGUCCGCUCUGGAGAACCAGGCCAACCAGCUGGGCCUCCAGGCAUCUCAGGAAUGUGAGCGUCUUGCCAAAGACAGGACCAUCACUCUGCAAAUGCUCCAAAAGGAAAAGGAGAGUCUAUCUGCUCUGGAACAGAGAUACCACAGCUUAACUGGAGGGAAAAGUUUUCCUAACUCCUCUACAGCGAUGCGAGAAGAAUAUGUAACAGUGAACCAGUUGAGUCAAAUGUAUGGAAUGCCAAAGGUGGAGUCGUCCCCCACCUCUCCACUACGCCAUCCCCUGCAGUCUGGAGCUGUAGCUAGCGCCUUCUCCUGCUCCCCUUCUUCUCCGGGCUCCUCCUUGUCUUUCCCUGUGGAGUCUGAAAGCAGCAGGUCUCCAUUGCUCAAACUAGAUUUAGAACAAUGGUACCAGGAGCUGUUGGCAGGUUCCAGCCAGCUCUGGUCUCCCCCUCUGCCAGCCAAGUCAUUAUCAGGCCGCAGGCCCACUCUGCAGGUGUUCCGCUCCAAGCUAGACAGUGAAGCAGGACAGUCCCCUCAUUUAGCCAAAUCUGGAUCUUCUCCGCAGCAGGGCGCAGCAACAUUGGGGCGCAACACAAGCUCUAAGAGCCCUCUUCUAACCCCUAAAAGCUCAAGCAGCCUGCCCAGAAACCUGGCUGCCACCCUGCAGAGCAUUGAAACUAAGAGACAGCUUGCGCUGCAGCAGAAAGAACCUCAGAUGUCGAGUCAGCCACCCACAGAGGGAAGAUCAGCAGGUCAACAGGUAAUUGAAGAGCAGCGACGUCGUCUGGCUGAGCUUAAGCAGAGAGCAGCAGCAGAGGCUCAGUGUCAGUGGGAGGCGCUCCAUGGCUCGCAGCCCAACCUCAUCACCUCAAUGCCAUCCUACCCCCCGGUAAUGUCCUACAGUCCUGCACUCAGUCACAGGUCUGCAGGCCCCCCUCCUUUGGUCCAGCACUCCAUUCUACAUCACAAUCCAGCAUCAGCCAGUGAGCGGCCUUAUGACACGCUGAGCCUGGAGAGUUCUGACAGCAUGGACACCAGUGUGUCCACAGGAAACAACUCUGCUUGCUCGCCAGAUAAUCUGUCAAGUGUUGGAGGAGCGGACGUGCUGAAGAUUGAAGAGAUGGAGAAAAUGUUGAAGGAGGCACAGAUGGAGAAAGCCAGACUUAUUGAGUUUCGGGAACAGGAGAGCUCCGUUCGCCAUCAGAUGCUGGAGGAAGAGCGUAAAAGGAGGGAAGAAGCAGAGAAAAGACUACAGGAAGAAACCCUGCACCGACAGCAGCUGGUGGAGAAGGAGGUUAAGUUGAGAGCCAAGAACUUCUCGCAGGCCCGUCCCAUGACGCGCUACCUGCCAAUUAGGAAAGAGGAAUUUGACCUUCGUGCACACAUUGAGACAUCAGGCCACAGCGUGGACACCUGUUACCACAUCAUCCUCACUGAGAAGAUGUGUAAGGGCUAUUUGGUCAAGAUGGGAGGCAAGAUCAAGUCAUGGAAGAAACGCUGGUUUGUCUUCGAUCGCAUGAAAAGGACUUUCUCGUACUACGUCGACAAACAUGAGACCAAGCUGAAAGGCGUGAUAUACUUCCAAGCUAUCGAAGAGGUUUAUUAUGACCACCUCCGCAGCGCCACUAAGAGGGGCUUUUUCAACUUGAAUCUGACUAGUAGCCCAAACCCCGCCUUAACGUUUUGCGUAAAGACCCACGACCGCCUCUACUACAUGGUGGCACCCUCGGCAGAAGCCAUGAGGAUCUGGAUGGACGCCAUUGUCACGGGUGCUGAGGGCUACACUCAGUUCCUCAACUGACCACGCAAGCGAUGACAAGCUAAAUUUCGGCAGGGACUCUAAAGACACUCCCAACUACUAGUCCAUAGCUUAGUUAUUUUCGUUGUUGUUGUUGUUGUUGUUUUUUUUUUUUUCUCAAAAUCACACCCGUCACUGUGUCUUCACCGCCACUCAUUGAAAAAAGGGAGCUCCAAGAGUAAACACAGACACACACACUUCUGUAUAUAAAACAAAAAUGUAAACCUUUGAGACUAUUGAAAGCCUUUCUAUAUUGCCAAAUGGAGAUCUUUUGUACUACAUUUUUUUACUUUGUUGAAAGAAUUGCCAAAUGUCAAAAAGCUAGAGUAUUUGUUUGAGCUGUGAAAAGCUAAGUGUAAAUGUACACUUGUAUUAACAACAGCAGCAAAUCUCUGCAUCCUCCUCCUUACUUUGUGUAGUACCGGUAUGUGCUGCUCUAUUUACCAAUGAGCUUGACUUUGAAGACUCACUCCAAAUCUCUCCUAGCAUUGACAAAUGUUAAAACACAGAUGCACUAUUUGGAGCCAUUGUGGUUCAGAAUUUAAUCCGGUAGCGCAGAUUUGCUCAAUAUGGACACUCAUUUGACCCUUUCAAACUUGUGAUGACAGUGAGUAUGUUGUGUAUUUAGAUUAGAUGACUGUUAAAGCCACAGUGCUGACGUGAUUCAACUAUUUAAAAAUCCAAGUUAUUUUCUUUCAUAAUUCCAGUUGGCUAUUUGUUUAGCAUUAUUGAUGCUGACCUUUUAGCAUGUCUUAGGGUCACUUACGAUCACGGUCUGUAUAAUGCCUCAAAUUUAUCCCCAAGACAAGUUUUGUCUCAUCUUGGGAUCAGCGAAAAUACUGGAUUUUUUUCCCCCAUGCUUCCAGUCUUAUUGCUUAACAUUACAACACUAAUAACAUUUGUUUAAUUCGCUGUGCACUUUAGUACCGCUGAGCUUUGGUCAAAUCCCACUGUGAUAAGUGUACACUAAAUAUUGAGACAAGUAGUAGCCUGUUCCCCAUCGCAUUAUGUCUGCUCUAAUUAUCUACCCCCCCCCCCCAAGUAAGGUGUCUGCAUAUAAAAUAUAACGAUACAAAAAUAAAGACACCUCGCAAACCUGCCUAACGUACAGCCCCUCUACUAAUGAACAGCAACGUGCAGCUGUGAAAUGUCAUGUUGCCAUUGUGUGAACACAAAACCGCACCCACUUUUUUUUUUCAUAUAUUAGACUUGCAAGCCUUUAGCUAACUUAACAUUACACAGCUUGUAAGCGAUCAGCCUCACACAAAAAAAAAAGCAAAAGAGAAACCACACCACAGCUAGUAGAGAGCGGUAAUACCAAAUAAAGCAAAUCAAACAUAAUUCAAAAAUGUUUUUGUUUUUAAACAGUGUAAUAAAAUAACAAUGAACAAAAAUAUAUUCAUCGUCAGGGUCAUAUUAUGUGUUAACCAAACUAACAUUCAUAACCUACUCUUUGUCUUUGCAUAAUGCGCGACAUACUCAGUCAUCUCCCAUGCAGCACAAUGCAUUGCAACACUACUUCAAUUCCCACUGUGAUUCGAAUAUACACAAGGGUGACUUAAAUGUUGGUCAUGUGUUGAUCAUGAAUUUGUGAGUCUCCAGUUGUGCCAUGAAUGUUUAGGUUUAUAACAAGCAGAGGAAGAGGAUCUGGAACUGUGUGUAGUUGAGUUGUAUGGGCAUGAUCAUUUAAGGUUGUUGUGCCUCAGAUAGUGAUGUUUUACCUCCUACAAAUAUUUUUAAAGACCUUAAUAUAUUAUGCCUUUAAUGCAUACUUGAUGUGUGCAAACCAAAUUUGACAUUGGCAAGUCUGUUAAAGCCUGUCUGUUGAUAUACUAUAUUGAUAUAUAUGUUAAAAAGAAAGAAUAUUAAUACUGUAUAAAGAAGGUGCCAAGAUGGAGGUAUAUUAUUGAAAUGAAACACUAUGAUACAAGACCAUUUUAAUGUUAAUUUUAUUUCAUGAUUGUUACAUUUCAAAUCAAAUGUUCAAAUUUCCAAUAUGGUACUGUAGUGAUGAAGGUGAUCUACUUACAAAAAAAAAAAGGUACAGCACCACCCUGAACAAACAUACACCACACUCACAAAGCACUCUUUUUUUUUUUUUUUUUUUUUUACCAAUUGUGUUUUACAGUUAUUGGUACCGUGUAUGUAUCAUUCUCCACUUUUGAGUUAAAACAAGGAUUUGUCAAUCCUAUUAAAAACUGUUACAGAACACAGUGUGAUUUUCUUGGUUCCAGUGCAUUAAAAGUGAUAAGAGGUCUCUGGUGUUGAGGUGAGGCAGUGAACCCUAAUGCGUCAGUUUAGAAUUGUCAAACAAAGAUCCACACAGAAAAGGAAAGAACAUCAUUUGCAAUCACAGGAGUCCCUUCAAAUCAAAACACCCCACACGACUUUAGUUGAUGAACACCUACAGUAAUCUCCCAGAUAUAAAUCUGAGUUGUCGUCUCUGUUCAUUUCAACCUUGUUGAAACAAUCACCUGCAAAGCAAACAAAAUUUUUAGUCUUUUGCUUCAGGGUUUCAAAUUCAACAUAUAAAGGCAAAUCCAUGUGACUUACUCCUCACAAGGUGAUGUGUACUCUGUCACGGCUACAUCACCUGGGAAAAAGAAUAAAUUGUUGGAUUACAUGUAACGAUAAGGUGACGGUUUUUGAUAGCGGCAAUUUUAAACUACAUUCACGCUAGUGUUAGAUUUGAAAAAUGUCAGGCUAGGAACAACAGAUGAGGGUCUUACUCGUCUGGUAGUAGUCGUAGACUUUGACCGCAGCUGCUUUCAGGUUACUGACAGACAUCUCCUGCUCCAGUGUCAUGCUGUAAGUCACCAACUCAUCUCUCCUCAGCUGCAGACACAAACCACACCCCACUCAAGUCAUAUUUCCACCAAAUAAAUGUGGUCCAGCUCGCUGUAGUACUCCCAUCUCUAAUCAGGUAUGUGUUUCUACUUUGCGCUGUCUAAGCAGCAGGGUGACAAAUUCAUCCUCGACCUGAGUUUUUUUUUAAUUGCCAUUGCAAAGCUUCAAACAGGAUGUUCAGAGAGGGCAGUGGCCACUGAGCUUGGAGUUUCACAGAGUGUCAUCAGCAGGUUGGCAUAAAAGUGGACAUCAUUGUAAAUUUGCACGGAUCAAACGGAAAUUUUGCCAUCCGGCUUCUUGAUCGGUAACAGCAAGACCUGCAAAAAGUACUGAAAUGGUUGUACGUGUGCAUUGAAAAGCAUGAUAGGGCCUAAAUGUGCUAUCCUGGUAAGGUUUGCACAUUUUUGCUUCAUCCUAUUUUUUUUUCUUACCUGUCCUGUUCAAAUGCCUGAACAUGCAGAAUAAUAAAUUUGGGUGUUUUCAAAUGCUGAAUUUUUUUUAAUGUGCCACAGGGGAGUCUGGUAUCCUCCCUUUGUGAUUGUUUCGAUUGUGUUGUUUAUUCGAAAAUGUAGAUGGACAGAAGAGGGUUUAAGAGUAGAGAGAGAAAAGGACAAACAGGAAACAGAACUACAAAAACAUUAAAUAUACAGUAUAUGACUACCUUUACGGAGCGGACAUCAUGUGUGCAGGGGACACAACUAAUAACCAAAAGGAUAGGAAGAGGGAAAAUAGGAUAGAUUAAGGCAUGAUAGGUUAGAGUUAGUGCACAAGCAAAUUGCUUUUGGACUUGACCUGGAAUUUUAUUAAACCACUUAUUUGUGAUUACUGCCUUCUGCUUUUAGUUUAAAAAAAAAAAAAAAGAAAUUUCAUACCCCAUCCAGGUAGAUAUUGAUAUAACCUUCCUCCACUUCCACGCGCUUCACUGUGCGGUCCUCUCUUAACUAAAAAAAUCACAAAGUAAACCGGUAUUACUGCCUAGCUCAAACUGACAAAAAGAAAUAUUCGAGGGGAAAAGAAAAAAAUGAACUUACCGACUCCAAAGAGCUCUUCCCCAAAAUGUAUCCAGACAGGAGUUUGAUGUUUAUGAUGGCCAUGUUGGUCUCCUCUCUCCUGCCCUGGUAUCUGCAAACAAAAAUAAAACAUAUUACAUCAAUCACAUGAGAGACAAGCGAAACUAAUUGGUGUCAUUAUGCUUUGGAGAUUUUACGUCCACAAUGUAUUAACUUAUUUACAGUUAUUCGACAGUAGUAAGCUGCACUGACA